Nicotiana tabacum (common tobacco) is the source of this 688-nucleotide messenger RNA. Its product is annotated as cyclin-dependent protein kinase inhibitor SMR6-like. The record is from RefSeq and is a predicted model, not a curated record. Gene Ontology annotation, biological process: regulation of DNA endoreduplication. NCBI's taxonomy places the organism in Eukaryota, Viridiplantae, Streptophyta, Magnoliopsida, Solanales, Solanaceae.
CAAUCUGUUUUCUCUAUAAACUUUUCCCUCCAUUUUGCCGCCUUCUCUUCUUUUUCUUUCAUUCAAAGUUUUUGCAAAAAAGACCCUUUUAGUUCAUUCUUCUUCUUCCUUUUAGCCAAAGUUUGUAAUUUUUUCGGGAAAUCGGAGUUUUUUUGUGGUUUUUGUUAUUAGAAAUGGGAUCUUCAAAAAAAUACCAAGUAGAUGGAAGCAAAGAAGAGAAAAAAAUGUGGGUAAUUGCAGGAAUAGCUUUUCGGCCAAAAUUGAAAUCAAUAGCCACAAAAAAGCCCAAUAGAGAAGAGUGUGAAGAUGAAGAAGAGUGUUCAACAACUCCAACGGCAAGAGAUUCAAGGAUACCGGAAAAACUUCCAUGUCCACCGGCUCCGGUGAAACGCCGGCCGGCGUCAGUGUGUAAUUAUAAUGGUGCUAGGGAGUAUUUUAAUCCACCAGAUCUUGAGUCUGUAUUUAUUAUUCGCCACGUGGAGAGAGCAAAUUAAAUACCAGUACAACGAACCAGAAAGAUGCACUUUUGCUCUUUGUUUUGGGUCUAUUUUCUUUUUCCUGUAAGUUUGUUGUAGUAUUUUUUAGUAGGUUAGGUUUUUGAGAUUGAAAUAAGGGUUAUGAUGUAAAUAAUAGGUAUGGUGUUAGCAAUUUAACUAGUAUUCAGUUCUUACUUCUUUCUAUCAAUAAA